Messenger RNA from Aspergillus sclerotioniger CBS 115572, 1891 nucleotides. Its product is annotated as putative IMP dehydrogenase. Gene Ontology annotation, cellular component: cytoplasm. Gene Ontology annotation, molecular function: IMP dehydrogenase activity. Gene Ontology annotation, biological process: GTP biosynthetic process. Lineage: Eukaryota; Fungi; Ascomycota; Eurotiomycetes; Eurotiales; Aspergillaceae. The coding region runs from base 182 to 1639 and encodes 485 amino acids. The record is from RefSeq and is a predicted model, not a curated record. The transcript has 2 exons.
CCCUGGAGGUCCUGGAAAAGGAGUACUCUGUCGGCGAUGGUCUUGACAUUGACACCCUGCUGGACUCCGACAAGCACGGAGCGUUGACCUACAACGACUUCCUCAUCUUGCCCGGAUACAUCGGUAAGGCGAACAUUUGCAGCCUUUGGUGAUUCUGAUCGAGAUCGGUUGCUUAUGCCCUAUGACAGGCUUCCCUGCAUCCGAUGUCAGUCUGGACACCCCCGUCACCAAGCGUGUCUCUCUUAAGGUCCCCCUUCUGUCUUCCCCUAUGGACACUGUUACCGAGCACAACAUGGCCAUUCACAUGGCUCUCCUCGGUGGUCUGGGUGUUAUUCACCACAACUGCGCUCCUGCCGAGCAGGCCGAGAUGGUCCGCAAGGUCAAGAGAUACGAGAACGGUUUCAUCUCCGACCCCGUUGUGCUUUCUCCCAAGGCCACCGUCAGCGAGGCCAAGGAGCUGAAGGCCAAGUGGGGUUUCGGUGGCUUCCCCGUCACUGAGAACGGAACUCUUCGCUCCAAGCUUGUCGGUAUCGUUACUUCUCGUGACAUCCAGUUCCACAACAACGUCAACGACCCCGUUACCGCUAUCAUGUCCACUGAUCUCGUCACUGCCCCUGCUGGCACCACCCUGGCUGAGGCCAACGAGGUCCUUCGUUCCUCGAAGAAGGGAAAGCUUCCCAUUGUGGAUGAGAACGGCAACCUCAUCUCUCUGCUGUCCCGCAGCGAUUUGAUGAAGAACCUCCACUACCCUCUCGCCUCCAAGCUCCCCCAGUCCAAGCAGCUGAUCUGCGCUGCCGCCAUCGGUACCCGUGAGGAGGACAAGACCAGACUUAAGCUGCUUGUUGAGGCUGGCCUCGAUAUCGUUAUUCUGGACAGCAGCCAGGGUAACAGCAUGUACCAGAUCCAGAUGAUCCGCUGGGUCAAGGAGAACUUCCCCGAGAUCGAUGUUAUCGGUGGUAACGUCGUUACUCGUGAGCAGGCCGCAGCUUUGAUUGCCGCCGGUGUCGAUGGCCUGAGAAUUGGCAUGGGCAGCGGCAGUGCCUGCAUCACCCAGGAGGUCAUGGCUGUCGGUCGUCCCCAGGCCGCCGCCGUCCGCAGCGUGACUUCUUUCGCUGCUCGCUUCGGCGUUCCUUGCAUUGCUGAUGGUGGUAUCCAGAACAUUGGCCACAUCGUCAAGGGUCUGGCCGCGGGUGCCUCCACUGUCAUGAUGGGAGGUCUCCUUGCCGGUACCACCGAGUCUCCCGGUGAGUACUUCGUCAGCAAGGAGGGUCAGCUUGUCAAGGCCUACCGUGGUAUGGGCAGUAUUGCUGCCAUGGAGGACCGCAAGGCUGGCGCCGGUAACAAGGACAGCAAGGCCAGCAACGCUGGUACUGCUCGUUACUUCUCCGAGAAGGACAGUGUCCUGGUUGCUCAGGGUGUUGCUGGUUCCGUUCUUGACCGUGGCUCCAUCACCAAGUUCGUCCCCUACCUGGUUGCGGGUAUCCAGCACUCUCUGCAGGACAUUGGUGUCCCCAGUCUCCAGGCCCUGCACGAUGGCGUGAACAAGGGUACUGUCCGCUUCGAGAUGAGAAGUGCCAGCGCCAUGGCCGAGGGUAACGUCCACGGUCUGCACAGCUACGACAAGAAGCUCUACGCUUAAGCGGUGAAAGCUUAAGGGUUGGAGUUCUUUGUUUGUUUCUUUACGUUUUGAGAGCCUAUCUGUUGACACGUCUUGUUACAUGAUGAUAUGUGGCUGUUACGAAAACAAAAGCUCGGGCAUGGGGAAUUGGAGUUCGACUUGUGGUGACGCACAAACUUUGGUUCAUGGUUAUCAAUGCAUUACGCCUUUUUCAAUAAUUAUAUCCACAACCUAGACUUAUGACAGUCACCAAUAUACAUAUGUUCUGUCAGA